AUGCCUCCCAAGCGCAUCACAGUGCAGCCCGCCCGCCGGUCUCAGCCCAAGGGUUGGUUCGGUCAGAUGUAUCAUACAUUGACGUCUGAGGAGAAUGCCAGCGUUGUCAUAAGCGUGGCUAUGUUCGGGACUGCACCAAAAUACACCUCUGUGGUGAAGUCUCUAUCAGCUAGCCGCUACGCAAAAAAAGCGCGCAUUACGCCAGACCAGGCAGAGCAACACUGCAGGUUGAUGAACCGCGCCAGUGCUGCUGCCGUUGCCUUCUUCAACUCGGAAUGGAGCGAGAUGCUCCUUCCAGGGUUCUGA
Molecule: messenger RNA, 306 nt
Organism: Cladophialophora psammophila CBS 110553
Lineage: Eukaryota; Fungi; Ascomycota; Eurotiomycetes; Chaetothyriales; Herpotrichiellaceae
Exons: 3
Coding region: 1-306 (101 amino acids)
Source: RefSeq, a predicted model, not a curated record